Messenger RNA from Brassica rapa (field mustard), 4006 nucleotides. RefSeq names its product probable galactinol--sucrose galactosyltransferase 4. The record is from RefSeq and is a predicted model, not a curated record. NCBI's taxonomy places the organism in Eukaryota, Viridiplantae, Streptophyta, Magnoliopsida, Brassicales, Brassicaceae.
UUUAUUUAAAUUUCAAAUUUUUUUGAAAAGUGUUUAUUUUAUUUAAAUUUUAUUAUUUAAAAUUUUAUAUCAUAAAAACUACUUGAAUAUAUGUGUAUUUAAUUUUUUUGCUUAAUAACUAUUUUGAUCAUCUUUGUUUGUUAUUUUUUAGAGCUAUUUUUAAUAUAUUUCUUAAUUUAGUGAAGAUCUGGAAAAAAAUUGGAAGAAGAAAACAUAUCCAAGUUCAUAUUCAAGUAGAUGCGGUUGAAUGUUGAGAUGAUUAUUUUUCGAAGUACACAAAGCAGUGGAGGUUUCUAUUCGUCGUUGUCACCUGACCGUGGUCGGCAUGGAUCAUUGGCGUUGUCAGUCCACUGCUUUGUGUGCUCACGAGAUAACCAUCUCGUAAAGGAACUCAUGGAUCAUCUUGGCCUGAAUAUGGGGACAUAUCCACAGGCUUUCUACCAGCAAGCAACUCGAGAAGGACCACGCCGUAACUAUAAACAUCACUCUUGACGAGUAGGUGUCCUGCCAUUGCAUAUUCUGGCGCUACAUACGCAUAUUUCAAUAGGAGACUCAGGUAGAUGUCUUGUCAUUGCCUUUUGGUAUUAGUUCAUCUCAGAUCCGGCCUUUGACAUGUAUUCAAGGUGCAUUUGCCACCGAAAGAAAUCGUGGAUCAUAUAGAUCACCGCUAAUUUAUAUUAUCCUUUAAUUUUAUUUCCUUGGUUUUAUGAUUAUACAAUUCCUUAGGUAACGUGAGAGUUUGCCACGUAGCAUACAUGCAUGCAGACAUAACAAAGGGACGUGUGAACAUGACAAAAUAAACGGUGACAAGCAAUAUGAAUUUCUCUUGCUCUCUUUUAAAGUAUCUUUUUCACGUUUUAUUCUCUUUAGCAGCUUCAAGAUCUUGCAAGAACAUCCCUAACUCUUUCUUCCAUCCUUUGUUAUUUGCUUAAAUCGUGGAGUUAACAACACCAGAAACGAACACUGUCUAGAUCCAAACACUUACCAAACUAGACGAUCUUUACUACCUAUUGAUGAAUCCACAUUUAUGUUUUCCUAUAUUAAAGGAUAUAAUCAACAUCAAUGGUCAACUUUAAGAAGAUACAAUAUGAAAAAAAAGAAGAUAUAGAAGGCCUCCAAAAACAUGAAGAGGAUGAAUUCAGCAAAAGAAAAAUGUCAUAUCAUCUCCCUGUGCAAGCAAAAUCUCGCGCGCGGAUUAACAGAGAUCAUUGGAUAUAAUUGAAAUGUACAUUAGCUCCUUUGUUUCCUCAUGGCUCCACUUAACGAGUCUCUCGCAACAACCAUCGAUGCCAUUGAGACCAAACCCAUUGCCGUUCCGAAACUCAAGCCUAGGUUGCAAGAAAACUGUUUUAACCUCUCCCAAGGGAUCUUGCGUGCCAAACACUCUUCCCCAAUCCUCUCCGAUGUUCCUCAAAACCUAACGUUCACUCCGUUUGCGACUCCUUCCUCCACCGAUGCUCCUUUCCAGACCAUCCUCCGUGUUCAAGCCAACGCUCACAAAGGAGGGUUUCUCGGAUUCACCAAGGACUCACCCUCUGACCUUCUCACGAACUCCUUGGGGAGGUUCGAGGACAGAGAGUUCCUCAGCGUCUUCCGGUUCAAGAUGUGGUGGUCGACGGCAUGGGUCGGACAAUCCGGGUCGGAUCUUCAAGCCGAGACUCAGUGGGUCAUGCUUAAGGUUCCUGAGAUCGACUCCUACGUGGCCAUCAUACCAAUCAUCGAAGGCUCUUUCAGAGCUGCGCUGCACCCUGGCGAAAACGGUAACGUUUUGAUCUCUGUGGAGAGUGGCUCUACUCAAGUCAAAGAGUCCUCUUUCAAAGCCAUCGCUUAUGUUCACGUUUGUGACAAUCCUUACAACCUGAUGAGAGAGGCUUUCAGCGCGCUUCGUGUCCACAUGAACACGUUCAAGCUUCUAGAAGAGAAGAAGCUUCCGACGAUCGUGGACAAGUUCGGUUGGUGCACGUGGGACGCUUGCUACUUGACCGUUGACCCGGCGACGGUUUGGACCGGUGUUAAGGAGUUUGAAGACGGUGGCGUGUGUCCCAAGUUUGUGAUCAUCGAUGACGGAUGGCAAAGCAUAAGCUUCGACGGUGGUGAGCCGGGGAAAGACGCGGAGAAUCUUGUUCUUGGUGGUGAGCAGAUGACCGCGAGGCUUCACAGCUUCAAGGAGUGCAAGAAGUUCAGAAACUACAAAGGUGGGUCGUUUAUAGAGUCUGACGCCUCUCACUUUGAUCCUCACAAGCCUAAGAUGAUCAUUUACAAAGCCACGGAGAGGAUCCAAGCCAUCAUAGAGAAGCAGAAGCUGGUCCGUGAGUUUGGGGAGCAUGAUCUUCCUGAGCUUGAUGAGAAGAUCAAGAAGUUUAGUGAAGAACUCAACGCAAUGUUUGAUGGUGAACAAGAGUCCUUGGUCUCUGAGGAUGUUUCCGGGUCAGGUAUGGAAGCUUUCACUAGGGAUUUGAGGUCAAGGUUUAAGAAUUUAGAUGGUAUAUACGUGUGGCAUGCUCUCUGUGGUGCUUGGAACGGUGUUAGGCCUGAGACGUUAACACAUUUGGAAUCCAAGGUUGUUCCAUUUGAUAUUUCACCUGGUCUAGAUGCUUCAAUGACUGAUCUCGCGGUCGAUAGGAUUGUGGAAGCUGGUAUUGGUCUUGUUCACCCUUCUAAGGCUCAUGAGUUCUAUGAUUCAAUGCACUCUUAUCUUGCUAGUGUUGGAGUUACUGGAGCCAAGAUUGAUGUCUUUCAAACCUUGGAGUCAGUAGCAGAAGAACAUGGAGGAAGAGUGGAGCUUGCUAAGACUUACUAUGAUGGCUUGACCAAAUCUAUGGUUAAGAACUUCAAUGGAACUGAGAUCAUUGCUAGUAUGCAACAGUGCAAUGAGUUCUUCUUCCUUGCCACUAAGCAAAUCUCUAUAGGCAGAGUUGGUGAUGAUUUUUGGUGGCAAGACCCACAUGGUGACCCACAAGGAGUGUACUGGCUACAAGGACUACACAUGAUUCACUGUUCUUACAACAGUUUGUGGAUGGGUCAAAUGAUUCAACCGGAUUGGGACAUGUUCCAAUCAGACCAUGUCUGUGCCGAGUACCAUGCGGCGUCUAGAGCCAUCUCUGGUGGACCCGUCUACCUCAGUGACCAUCUUGGUGAAGGCUCGCAUAACUUUGAACUCAUCAAGAAACUUGCUUUCUUUGAUGGUACCGUCCCAAGGUGUAUCCACUAUGCUCUUCCCACAAGAGAUUCUCUAUUCAAGAACCCUUUGUUCGACAAAGAGUCAAUCCUCAAGAUCUUCAACUUCAACAAGUUUGGAGGAGUGAUUGGAGCAUUUAACUGUCAAGGAGCUGGGUGGAGCCCAAAGGAGCAUAGGUUCAAGGGUUACAAAGAAUGUUACAUGUCAGUUUCAGGAACAAUCCAUGUCUCGGACAUAGAGUGGGACCAAAACCCUGAAGCUGAAAGAUCUGAAGUGAUCUACUCCGGAGAUUACUUGGUCUACAAGAACCAAUCCGAGGAGAUCCUUUUCAUGAACUCCAAAUCUGACGCGAUGGAGAUAACCCUAAAGCCAUCUUCCUUUGAUCUGUUCAGUUUCGUGCCUGUCACGGAACUAGGAAGCUCAGGGGUUAGGUUUGCACCUCUAGGGUUGAUCAACAUGUUCAACUGUGUUGGAACUGUCCAAGAGAUGGAGGUUAAUGGUGGUAACAGCAUUCUGAUUGACGUAAAAGGAGAAGGUAGCUUCAUGGCGUAUUCGAGUUCUGCUCCAGAGAAGUGUUACGUGGGAGACAAGGAAGCUGAGUUUAAGUGGGAGGAGGAAACUGGUAAACUCAGUUUCUAUGUUCCUUGGGUUGAAGAAGCUGGUGGCAUCUCUCGUCUCUCUUUCACCUUCUAAGACUUCGUUUAGAUUUUAUUUUCUUCAUUUUGAACUCGAAUAUUCUGUUUUGGAUUUCGUUUUUAUUUAUCCUUUGAUUUGGAGAAUUGUUAAGCAAACUUAAUAUUUAUCGAAUUAGUUUGUUUUUCUUUUCUU